AUGGACAGUGAAGCCAGCGACCUUCUGAACGAGCUGCAGGUGAAACUCAACAGCGUCCUGGAUGAUCUGAGCAGCACGUUUGGAAACAGUUUCCAGAGUCAAAUGCGUGAGUGUAUGCGGCAAAUGGCGUCGCUGCUGUAUCAGAUCAAAGGGCCACUCAACGACAACACCAAGAACCAAGUGGAGGCGGACUCGGACAACAUGCUCCGACCGCUUAUGGACUUCCUGGAUGGAAAACUGACGCUGUUUGCCACCGUGUGUGAGAAGACGGUGCUGAAGCGAGUCCUGAAGGAGCUGUGGAGAAUCGUGAUGACGAGUCUGGAGAAGAACAUUGUGCUGCCGCAGGGAAACGACACCUUUGGAGCACAGAUCCUAUCCGCUGCCAAAGAACUGGGCCAGCUGUCCAAACUCAAGGAUCACAUGGCUGGAGAGGCCAAGAGCUUGUCUCUGCGGCAGUGCGCCGUCAUGGAUGUGGCCCUGGACACCAUCAAGCAAUACUUCCACGCUGGAGGGAACGGUCUGAAGAAGGCUUUCCUGGAGAAGAGUCCUGAGCUGUCGUCGCUGCGUCACGCUCUGUCCUUGUACACACAAACGACCGACACACUCAUCAAGACGUUUGUGAGCAGCCAACACGCUCAAGUGCACAAUGGAAAGGGCAUUAGGUUUACUCCCAAUGAAAAGAUACAGCCCAGCAGAGGCUCCUGUGUGGACAAACCCAUCGGUGAAGUGUGCGUCCACAUAGAGCUCUACACUCAUCCAAAGAGCGGCGAGCGCAAAGUCACUGCCAAAGUGGUGGGAGCCAGUGACCUGAAGUGGCAAACUUCUGGAAUGUUCCGUCCUUUUGUGGAAAUCACGAUGAUUGGACCUCAUCUCAGCGACAAGAAGCGCAAGUUCCAGACCAAGUCCAAGAACAACAGCUGGUCUCCCAAGUUCAACGAGACUUUCCACUUCAUUCUCGGAAAUCAGGACGGCUUCGAGUGCUACGAGCUGCAGCUGUGUGUGAAGGACUACUGUUUUGGGCGUGCGGACAGCGUGGUGGGCGUGGCUGUGGUUCAGCUCAGGGACAUAAAGGGGAACUGCGCGUGCUGGUGUCCACUGGGCUACCGCCUUCACAUGGACGACACAGGACUCACCGCCACCAGGAUCCUGUCGCAGCGCUCCAACGACGACGUGGCCAAAGAGUUUGUUCGCCUCAAGUCGGAGACGCGCUCUGCAGAGGAGGGCACAUGA
Molecule: messenger RNA, 1230 nt
Organism: Knipowitschia caucasica
Lineage: Eukaryota; Metazoa; Chordata; Actinopteri; Gobiiformes; Gobiidae
Source: the annotation of a GenBank genome assembly